Molecule: messenger RNA, 1397 nt
Organism: Belonocnema kinseyi
Lineage: Eukaryota; Metazoa; Arthropoda; Insecta; Hymenoptera; Cynipidae
Product: WD repeat-containing protein 18
Exons: 1
Coding region: 13-1272 (419 amino acids)
Biological process (GO): rRNA processing; DNA-templated DNA replication
Cellular component (GO): nuclear pre-replicative complex
Molecular function (GO): protein binding
Source: RefSeq, a predicted model, not a curated record
AACUGUCUAAAAAUGAGGGGCUCCAAAGAAGUCAUCAUUUCAAGUGACAGCACUGGAGAGAGUUACAACGCAGCCGUGUGGGACCCAUCAACGGCUUCCCUUCUCUCAACAUACAGAAAUGCAUCUGCCAUUGGAUUUCGCACACUUCAACUUCUCGGUGACAGUUAUUUAUUAGCAGCAGAUGCCACUAAGCCUCGACUCCAUAUAUGGCCUUUGAAUAGCCAAAAUACAGUUCCCAGUCUUCGACUCUCAACCCCUGGAAAAGUCUCAGCUUUAGCUUCGACUCCUAAUGGAUCCUACCUUGCAGCAGGCAUAAAUGAAAAAAUUUAUGUUUGGCAACUUUGCACAGGUCGAUUACUUGUAACACUAUCAGAACAUUUUCAGACAGUCACUUGCCUGACCUUCAAUCGAGAUGGAUCAUCGUUUGCUAGUGGCGGAGAAGAUGGCCUCAUUUUUGUAUGGUCACUUUCUGAAGUGGUAAACGGUAAAAACAAUCCUCUCUAUUCAUUUACUGUUCACUCCAGAUCUAUAAAAGAUCUGUAUUUUGGUCAUUUUGGCUUGAGGGGAAGAUUAUGCUCUGCAUCUGCUGAUUGCACAGCUAAGAUAUUUGAUGCUAAUGUUGGCAAAGUUCUCUUGACCAUUCCAUGCGACGUGCCUCUUAUGUCAGUGGCCAUGGACAUAACUGAGAGGAGAUUGUUCAUCGGUGGUGCGAAUGGCAAAAUAAUGCAAGUUAAUCUUCAUGAUUCACCUCGAGGAGUUCCAUGCUAUGGUGGUUCAAGUAAAGAGGGUGAACGUACCUCCCUUUUGGGUCAUGAAGGAAGCGUAAUCACUCUAUCAGUUUCCACAGAUUGCAAAACACUAUUAUCUGGUGGCAUAGAUGGCUUGGUAAAUGUUUGGGAUAUUUCGGGUCGUGAGAUUAUCAACACGUUGAAGCAUAAACGUCCGAUUGUAUCGGCUUUUUUUGCAAAAUCUUUUGAAAAUUUUCGUAAAAGCACUUUGAAACCCAGUUUGGUUGUGAAACCUUUACAACGAACGUCUGAUGGAAGUGGAAAGGAUGAUUUCUUGGAAGUGACACACAACAAUCAAAAUAUUGCCAAUAUAUUAAAUUCGGAUUCCUAUAUGGAGAGAAAUUCUGGUACCUGCUUCUUAGUUACUGAUAAUUCUGGCAAAUUGGCUGAAGCUUAUGCAGAAAUCGAUAAACUGAAGAAUAUAAAUUCGGCUAUGUAUCAGUAUUCAGUCAAACAUUUAUUUUCAAGUGUGGAUGUAGUGUGAGAUAAAGUACCAUGUGUAGAGAUAUUUUCAGUGUGUGUUGAAAUAAUGAUAAUGAUAAGCGUUUAAUAUUUGCGUAGCUAAUGAAUGUAAGAAUGGACAAUUACAGAUAUUUUAAAGUUCAUCAA